Linum trigynum is the source of this 1095-nucleotide messenger RNA. Lineage: Eukaryota; Viridiplantae; Streptophyta; Magnoliopsida; Malpighiales; Linaceae. The record is from the annotation of a GenBank genome assembly.
UAAGAUACCCAACCCAUGACCCGGCCACUCUUCUUCCUCUAGUUGACCCAACGGGAAAAAAAAAUCUCUAUCUCCCAAAUCAGAUUGCAAGCAUCGCAAACCCAAAAUUCAGAUCUUCCUCUAGCUUUCAUUGCCACCUCUCAAUCUCAGCCUUUCUCAUCCACUACCUCAGCCUCCGCCUCCAUUUGCACUCCUCAAUUAUGCGAUAAUCGAGGGAUACAGACUUUGCCCUGCUCGUCGCGACGCUGCGGAGGUUUUCAAUGGCAGAUUUGCUUCCCUCUGCUUCUCCGGUGGUGACUCAGUGGAAUCCGGUUGAGAGAUUGGGAGGCGGUGAGAUCUGAAGACGCUGUUGGGAGACUAAGAUCUGACGACUUUGGCGAGGACGUGUGGUCGUUGUUGCUUUGCAGAAGCCUUCUCUACUUCUCGUCUCCAACCUGCAUAAACAUGGCUGGAAGAGGCCAUCUAUCAGCCGUCCCCACCGUCAAGCUCUUUCCAAUCUCGAAUACCUUCGCCGAGACUUUGCCCUGCCCGCAAUCGACAACCCACCUUUUUCCAGUUCGAGAAGAUGGACCUUCUGAGAUCAAUGGAUUGUUCUUGGAUCCGACCAAGAUGAGCACAACCAGCAUCGUGCCAUUUGCACCCUCCUCUCGCCGAGAUGUCGUUCCUAGAUCCGGCCUGUAAAGUGAUUGAUUUCUAGGGAUUUUAAUUGUGUGAUUUUCUGGGUUCCUGAAACAGCGUGUACAUCUUCUACUCCUGCAACUUCUGGGGCUCCGAAAUCGAGCUUAUAUCCUCUAUAAUGUAUGCAUCUCCCUCCUACAUGCGUUAUUGAAGAGAGAUGGUAGUGGGUUUGUUGGUCUGGAGAGGUCGCGUGAGAUGGUGGUGGGCACCAGUCGAGUUCUAGGUAACGGCGGAGCUGGUGGAGGAGAACGAGAGAAUGGGUUUCAUUAAUUGGUGGGUUUAUUUACGUAGGUUUGGGUGGUUUAGUUGAUGGGUUUGAUUUGAAGUUUGGGUCUUAUGAUUUGGCAAAUUUAAUGACAUGGCAAAUGAUGUGGCAGACUGGAGUUUACUUUUUUGAAUUAAAGUUUAGUGACUCGG